Messenger RNA from Arachis stenosperma, 978 nucleotides. RefSeq lists its product as uncharacterized. Lineage: Eukaryota; Viridiplantae; Streptophyta; Magnoliopsida; Fabales; Fabaceae. The record is from RefSeq and is a predicted model, not a curated record. The transcript is spliced from 2 exons. The coding region runs from base 1 to 978 and encodes 325 amino acids.
AUGGCUAGUGAUGAGAGUUUUUUAGCUCUUGUGCACUAUAGAGGAUCCAUUAAGAAAAAAACGCGAUCAGAAAUUAAAUUUACUGAUAAAGACCCGUUGAGUAUUUUUCUCAAACCUUUGACGAGUUUUACUGAGUUUAAGAAUGCUAUACUUCAUAAACUAGGUGUUGUUCCAUUUCGUCAUCAGUUUUCUGAGGUGAGGACUCCAGAGCUAUUGGCAAAGCUUGUGGAUGUGGUAUCUAGUUCUGGAGGUUCGAAUAGGAAUCCUCACUCCUCAGGACAUCCAACCUACUCUAGUUCCAUGCCUGUUGGUUCCUUGUUAGUUGUACCGGUGCUUGCACCUGAGGCAGAUUUAGUUACUUCUCCUUCCUUUGCAUUUAAUCUGAACCACAAUGGUGAUACAGAAGUUGGUGAGGCUGGACCGUUGGGAGAGGUUGCAAUCGCGAUGCCUGAUUAUCCUAUGAUGGUCCUAGUUUUUAGAGAAGUUGGAGUACCUGAUGGGGUUGAUAAUGCACUGCAUGAUAAUGAUGAUGGUGAUGAUGUGGAGCUUGCCACGAUAGCUGAUGAUAAUGACGAUGAGAUAGCACGGACGACUCCAACUGUGGGUGGGGGAGCAUCUAGUUCAGGUACUAAUCAGUACCCCCUGCACUUCUCUACUCUGGACUUGGAUGCCAUGGCACCUCAGGGGGAUCCGAGUGUACCUAUUGACUUCGAGGCAAGAGAUACACAUAAUACAGGAGUUGUAUCUGAAUUUCAAACUGGUCAGCAGUUUCAGGAUAAAGAAGAAGUUGUGUUAAACGUGAAGACUUAUAGCAUUCACUGUGGUAUUGAGUACAAAGUAUUGGAAUCCGAUAAUCGCAAGUACUAUAGCAAGUGCAAGGAGUUCGGUUCCGGGUGCGCAUGGCUCACUCAGGUUAGCCUCCGCCAGUGCAAAGGCAUUUGGGAGGUAAAUGGUACAAUGGUCCUCGCACUUGUCUAG